This is a messenger RNA of Thlaspi arvense, 1001 nucleotides long. The record is from the annotation of a GenBank genome assembly. NCBI's taxonomy places the organism in Eukaryota, Viridiplantae, Streptophyta, Magnoliopsida, Brassicales, Brassicaceae.
AUGAAUCUAUCUGCCUCUUAUGAGCUCUUCAGUGACAUAACUUGGAUAUUACUAGCCGCCAUGGAAGGCAACUUCUUCAGAUUUGAUGCUCAACGAGCACAUGGUGAUGGUUUUGUACUGACACAAAAGCCUAAUCUCAUCGCAGUCCCAACUGAAGUUAACUCUAACGAAAGUGGCUGCUUCGAUUGCAACAUCUGUCUAGACUCUGCACACGAUCCAGUGGUCACUCUGUGUGGGCAUCUCUUUUGCUGGCCAUGCAUUUACAGAUGGUUAGAUGUGCAGAAAUCAUCCUCUGCCUCCAUUAUUCAGAAACAAAACUGCCCUGUAUGCAAAUCCAACAUCUCCAUCGGUUCAUUAGUUCCUCUUUACGGAAGAGGCAUGUCUUCUUCUUCUUCGUCUUCAGAAACUACGAUGAUGAUUCCUCAAAGACCCGCUUCGUCCCCUUUAAACAACCUGAUCCGUUCAGCUUCAUCUUCUCUCAACCCGAGCUUGCACCAUCAGGCUCACUCUCCUCGUCAUUACGGUGGCUUCACUGCAACGGAAUCGUCGACUGAUCCGGCCAAUGCGGUCAUGAUGAGUUUGUUGUACCCGGUGAUUGGAAUGUUCGGGGACAUGGUCCACACGAGGAUGUUUGGAACGUUUACAAACACUUUGGCUCAUCCUUACCAAAACCAGCGAUCAGUUGUCAAUGGUAACAACAACAACAGCCAGAGAAUGAUGCAACUAGAGAAAUCACUGCAUCGGGUAUCGAUCUUCUUCCUUUGCUGCAUUCUCCUCUGCCUCUUUUUGUUCUGAGUCACACUUACUUGUUCAUUCUUCUAAGCUCUCCUUUUUGUACAGUCUUGUGUCUGUUAAUGUAAAUAACUUGCUUGGUCCAGAGCUGUAUAAGCCAUUGUUUGUCACUGUUGUAUUUGUCUAAACCAUACGUAUAUCUAUACAUAGUUGUGUAUGUAUGCUUCAAAAACAUAUGAUGAUUUAUAUGAAUAGAGUCUUUCCUCUUU